AGGACAAAAUGGCGACGGCGGGCACCGGGAGCCGGACGGUGUUUACCGGGGACACCGGGACCGGGAGCCGCGGCAACAAGAGCUCGGAGCCGAGUGAAGAGCCGGCCUCGGCCCAGAAGCAGCUCGCGUUGUGCAGAAAGCACCUCCGCAAAGUCAAGAGUGUCGACUUCGACGCCUCGGUGGAGAAGGAGCCGAGUCCGGAGCCGUGUCUGCCCCAGGCCGGAGCGGAGCAGCCCGCGCAAUCCGGCGGCACUGCCGGGCCAGCAGGAUAUGGAUAUGGGGGCUCGGCCGGGGCCAUUCUUAUGGAUAUAGGCCCUCCGUUCAGUCGUGACCUUGAAAAUAAGGAGACACUCAGGGGGUUACCAAAAAUGGAUGACCGCCCGGAGGAGCGCAUGAUCAGGGAAAAGCUGAAAGUGACAUGCAUGCCAGCUUGGAAACAUGAAUGGUUAGAAAGAAGGAACAGGCGAGGACCAGUGGUUGUGAAACCAAUUCCAGUGAAAGCAGAUGGACCUGAGUUAGGCACUCGAGCAUCUGACUGUCACACAGAUAUGAUUGCCUCGUCACAAAUACAGCGAGGAAGGCGCAGUCCUUCCCCUGGUAGUUCUUCUUCUGCCACGUCAUCGUCAUCUUCCUCAAAAACUACUACAAAGUCUGAAUCACCUGGUGUAAGAAGGAAAAGGGUAUCACCAGUACCUUUUCAGAGUGGACGUGUGACUCCUCCAAGGAGAGCACCUUCACCAGAUGGGUUCUCACCUUACAGCCCUGAGGAAACUAACCGAAGAGUCAACAAAGUAAUGCGAGCACGACUGUACUUGCUGCAGCAAAUAGGUCCAAAUUCCUUCCUCAUUGGAGGCGAUGUUCCUGAUAACAAGUACAGAGUGUUCAUUGGUCCUCAGACCUGCAGUUGUGGGCGUGGAACAUUCUGCAUUCAUGUUCUGUUUGUUAUGCUGCGAGUCUUCCAGUUGGAGCCUUCUGAUUCAUUGCUGUGGCGAAAGACAUUAAAAAACUUUGAGGUGGAGAGUCUUUUUCAGAAAUACCACAGCAGACGCAGUUCACGUAUCAAAGCUCCUUCACGCAACACCAUCCAAAAGUUUGUUUCUCGGAUGUCUAACUCUCACACUUCUGCUUCAUCCAGUACCUGUACGUCCAGUGCAGAACACAGCUUAAAGGAUGAAGAAGAACAAAUGUGUCCUAUUUGUCUACUGGAUAUGCUGGAUGAGGAAAGCUUGACUGUGUGUGAAGAAGGCUGCAGGAAUAAACUUCACCAUCACUGCAUGUCAAUCUGGGCUGAAGAAUGUAGAAGGAACCAUGAGACCCUGAUCUGUCCUCUUUGUAGAGCCAAAUGGAAGUCCCGAGAACUGCACAGCCAUCAAUCUCAAAGUUCAGUGCAUAAUCAGACUCCGUCGCUGGAAGUAGAUCCACAAAGACGGCAGCAGGACAAUGACUUCAAUCUUCGUCAUUAUGGGGUUCAACAAAUCCCACAAGGUUAUAAAGAGUUGGCAGAACCCUGGAUUCAGGUAUUUGGAAUGGAACUGGUUAGUUGUCUCUUUUCUCGGAACUGGAAUGUACGAGAGAUGGCAUUAAGGCGACUUUCACAUGAUGUUAGUGGAGCCUUGCUGUUGGCAAAUGGCGAGAUUCGUACUGGAAGUUCCUCCUCUACUAAUGGAAGUGACACUGGAUCUAGUAGUCUGCCAGGAGCCAAUGGGUCAUCUCAGAUUGAUCUCUCAGGAGACGUGGUGGUGGAGUCAUGUUGCAGUGUACUAUCUAUGGUCUGUGCUGAUCCGGUCUACAAAGUAUAUGUCGCUGCUUUGCAUUUUGUGGUGGGUGAGAUGGUAAAAUCAGCAUGGCACCUAGAGCAGACCAUGCACAGAAUGGCGGCUUCUCCCGGCAGUCAAAGUCAGCAGCAGAUGCGGCUCCUUAUGGUGACUGGAGGCAGUGGCAGAGGCAGCAACAGGGACGUGCUCCUGGCAUUUGGGACUGGAGCGGCGGCAAAGCUAGUGAUCAGAGGCAGCAGCGGCAGACUUUUCAAGAUGGCAAGGCGACAUCUUGAGGAAAGUGGCUGGAGCGGGACCGUUUACGAAACGGCGGUGGUCUUAUCUGGGAUCAGAGCCAGAGGCUUCUGGUUGCGGUAGAUCCAGACUAGGGGCUCCCGACGUUUGCAAGCAGUCACGGCGUGGUAUGCCCAGAGCUGGGACUUCUGGUGUCACUGAGCCAGUGGCAGCAGCAGAGCUGGAGCCUCCUGGUUGCGGGGUGAAUAUGUGUUUAGUACAGGAUCCACCAUCAGCGGUGGUGUCAGCGGUGAAGAGAUGGCAUCUAAAGAUUGGCGACUCCAAUGUUGAAGGGGGUGGUGAGGCACUAGAGAUGGUGUCGCAGCGCAGGUGGGGCUGAUGAGCUAGUC
This is a messenger RNA of Rhincodon typus (whale shark), 2398 nucleotides long. RefSeq names its product mitogen-activated protein kinase kinase kinase 1, E3 ubiquitin protein ligase. The transcript is spliced from 11 exons. Lineage: Eukaryota; Metazoa; Chordata; Chondrichthyes; Orectolobiformes; Rhincodontidae. The coding region runs from base 9 to 2132 and encodes 707 amino acids. Gene Ontology annotation, molecular function: zinc ion binding; ubiquitin protein ligase activity. The record is from RefSeq and is a predicted model, not a curated record.